UCCUCCUAGAUAAAUACAUCAUACACAUGAAUGGGAGACGAACACUCUCGAACCGAACAUUUCACGCCCGCAUUUUUUAGAGCUCUGGUCCUCUGAUUCUCCAUCUAUGGCAACAUCCACCCCUUCUUACCAGAAAUACGCCAUCAAACGAAGAAAUCCCGACCCCAAAAACUCCGCUCUCCUCGUCAUCGACAUGCAGAACUACUUCUCCUCCAUCGCAGCGCCGAUCCUUCCCGCCCUCAAGAACACCAUCCAUCUCUGCCGGACCACCGAAAUCCCUGUGCUCUUCACCCGCCACGCCCACCGAUCCCCCGCGGACUACGGCAUGCUGGCUGAGUGGUGGAACAACGAUCUCAUCCUCGACGGGACCACAGAAUCGGAGCUCAUGCAGGAGCUCGGGCGGCGGAGCACCGAAACGGUGGUGCAGAAGAGCACGUACAGCGGAUUCCAGGGGACGGAUCUGGAGGCGAUCUUGAAGGAAAGAGGGAUUGAGGAGGUGAUAAUCACGGGCGUUAUGACAAAUCUCUGCUGCGAGACUACGGCGAGGGAUGCUUUUGGGAGGGGUUUUAGGGUUUUCUUCUCAACGGAUGCGACGGCGACUGCGACGAAGGAGCUGCACGAGGCGAGCUUGAUGAACUUGGCUUAUGGAUUCGCUUAUUUGGUGGAUUGCGAGAGCCUGAGUAAGGGUUUUGGGUUGGAGGAGGAGGAGACGUAGCGCUCUCGCACGCGUUUUGAGUCCACGGGAAAUCGGUUCGUUGCGCACCGGACUGGAAUGGUGGUGGGGUCCACCUGACGAGCUGCUUGGAUCUCGCGGGUGGGCAUGAUGGUUUUUUUUUUUUUUUUUGGUUUUCUUGUUUUCUUUUGUUUAUAAAUAAUCUUGUGUCUUUUUUUUUUUUCCUAUGGUAUUGAUUGCGGAGAAAUGAUUUUUAUGGUGCAUUUGAAUAAAUGGACAAUCCAGAUCUGAAUCAUACUGAGUGGUCGGUUCUAACCGUCUGAUCAGUAUUCCUGAUAAAUGGAUUGCCGUGAUUUUCUAGAAAAUGGGUCCGGUUGUCCAUUUGCCGUUCAUUUGCUUGGAUUGAUUGCGGUCCCAACGAAUCACUUGCAUGAUGAAUGGUGCUUCGUGGCAUUGCAUGA
Molecule: messenger RNA, 1134 nt
Organism: Magnolia sinica
Lineage: Eukaryota; Viridiplantae; Streptophyta; Magnoliopsida; Magnoliales; Magnoliaceae
Product: nicotinamidase 2-like
Exons: 1
Coding region: 107-715 (202 amino acids)
Source: RefSeq, a predicted model, not a curated record